This is a messenger RNA of Kalmanozyma brasiliensis GHG001, 2838 nucleotides long. RefSeq names its product GPI-GlcNAc transferase complex, PIG-H component, conserved domain protein. Bases 1 to 2838 code for a protein of 945 amino acids. NCBI's taxonomy places the organism in Eukaryota, Fungi, Basidiomycota, Ustilaginomycetes, Ustilaginales. Gene Ontology annotation, biological process: proteolysis. The transcript has a single exon. Gene Ontology annotation, molecular function: serine-type peptidase activity. The record is from RefSeq and is a predicted model, not a curated record.
AUGCCAUCCUCGAAGCGAUCCAAGAAGGUGGCCCCUUACGGCUUCUGGGAGUCGCCCAUCUCGACCGACCUUCUCCUCCAGAAAGCAACGCCUCUAUCCGAGGUGGUCGUGCCGGCCAACUCCGAGACGGGUCAAGAUGUCGCCUGGAUCGAGCUUCGAAUGAGCGAGUCCGGUCGCUAUGCCCUCAUGCACUCGUCCGAUCUUACCUCCGGAGACGCCACCGAGAUCACUGCGGGCAAGUUCAGCUCUCGAUCCGGAAUCCACGAAUAUGGCGGUGGUGCGGCAGCGAGCCUCGCCGACGGAAGCUUUAUCUUUUCCGACUACAACCCGAAAGCAUUCGAUGUGCUCAGAGCAAGGAAGGACGAGGAGCCUCAGGUGGUGACGCCGGAGAACGCGGCUCUCCGAUAUGCCGACUUUGGGCCCCAUCCUACCGAUGCGAACCUGUGCCUUGCCAUCCAGGAAGAUCACGCCGAGGACAAGCCUUUGACCGUCGUCAACUCGAUCGUGCUGCUCGAUCUCGCCUCGGCGCCGGCGAAGAUCCAUACCCUGCUGCAAGGCAAGAAAGCGGACGACACGUCCGAUGCGAGUGGUCCGCACAAUAGAGACUUUUACACUUUCGCACGCUUCUCGCCCAACGGCAGGUACGUCUGCUGGGUCAGCUGGAACCACCCGAGCAUGCCCUGGUGGGACACGCAGGUGUGGGUGGCCAAGCUUGAUCGCUCUGACCCCGCGUCACCCAAGCUUGUCUCGCCAACCCAGAUAAAGGUGCCAUCUGCCGAGGCGGGAAAGCAGCAGGUGCUCCAGCAACCCGUGUGGGCCAUCCCUGCCAACCCCAGGGACGACGCAGCCAAGCUCUUCUUCGCCUGCGAUGCGACUGGCUUCCUCAACCUCUACUCCACCACUGUAUCUUCCGCUGGCGAUGAUCUCACUUUGACCGCGCCAGAGCCCGUCCUCCCUGAGCCAGUCAAACACGACUUCGUCGGUCCAGCAUGGACAUGCAACAACUCGGACUACAUCCCUCUCUCCCCGGACCUCCUCAUCGUCACCUACACCUCUGGAGCACGUGAGAACCUCGGUUUGAUCAAUCUCCGUCGUCCGCGUCUGAUCCCGCUCACCACUCCCUUCGUCGCUCUCUCCCAACUCCGCCGACUCACCUCGACGUCGUUUGCGCUCCUCGCCACGCGACCGGACGAACCCUCCGCGCUCAUCCGCAUCGACCUUCGUGGCCUCGCUGCCAACAACUACGUCCUCCAGUCGUCGAACAUUACGACCAUCAAACGCUCCUCUACGCUCAUCGCCGAUGGCGUUAUCGACAAGUCCUACCUUAGCGUCGCACGUGAGAUUGACUUUCCUACCACCUUGCCGGAUGGCACACCGGCCACGGGACACGCGAUUAUCUUUGAGCCCCAGAACGGCGACUACGUUGGUCCACGCGGCAAAGCCCCGCCGUGCGUGUUCAACAUCCACGGUGGACCGAGUGCCAGCGCGGGGAUGGGGUUCAAUUUGCAGACGCAGUUCUGGACGAGUCGCGGAUUUAUGGUUUGCAGCGUGAACUAUGGGGGUAGUACAGGGUACGGGAGGGAAUUUUUGGAGAGACUGACGGGCGAGUGGGGGGUGACGGAUGUGAUGGAUUGCGUGGCUGCUGCGAAGUACUUGGGGAGCAAGGCGAGUGUGGGACAUAGUUUUGGGGAGUUAAGCGAGGCAGAGCAGAGGAAGGUGAGGGAAGAGCUUGCUCGAUCGACGGAGGACGAUGCGGUGGUGGAGGAGGAAGACCUGCCAGGGGGAGGAGUCAAGGUGACGAUCCGCAACACCACGCCGGCCUGGUCGUGGUCGGACAUUCUCUUGGCUGGUGCGUCUGUCGGCGCAGCAUACUUUGGCAUCACCUUCGCCCACACCGUCAUGACCAACUACACGCACUGCAUCCCGCCUCUCGUCCGGCCCACCACGACCUUUGCUCGACACGCGGUCAAAGCGGGCAUCGCCGCGCUAAGCGUGCUGCCUUAUGUGAGGAGCAAGCUCGGGCGGGUGACGAGCGAGUCGGUCUCGCUGUUGCCAGGGAUGGGUGUUCAGCUGGCGACCACCCGUGGGCUGGUGCUGCACACAACGCUGUUCGAGCGCACCACCACGCGUUUGAUUCUCGAAGACAGGGUGGUGGAUAUCUACGUGGGAGAAGGAUAUCGGUUCUUUAGCGUGAUCGACUACCUUGCGCUAGCGACACGCACACAGACGGGUGCAUCGAUCGAGCGGGUCUUCCCUACGCUUCUUCCUCGUCUGGGCACCGUUCAACGGGUGUAUCGCACCCUAGCGCCUCACAUCCCCACCAACCACACCGAAAAGCGGGCUUCUGGGCAACGUAGAACCCUAGCCGAUCCAAACGGGCUCUUGAUUUCCGGCGGCAGCGCGGGAGGCUACACCGUUCUAGCGUGUCUCUGCUUCCACCCGACCAUCUUCCACGGCGGCGUAUCCCGCUAUGGCAUCUCUAGCCUCUCCCUCCUCGCAGCAGAGUCGCACAAGUUCGAAUCGCAAUACCCCUUCCAACUCAUCGGCGGUACACCCGAAUCCCAUCCGCAGCUGUAUCACGAUCGAUCCCCCCUCUACGCCGCCAGCCGCAUCAAGGCGCCCGUGCUGCUGUUGCAGGGGAGCGAGGAUAGGGUGGUCCCCCAGAGCCAGGCGGAUGAGUUCGUAAGGGAGCUCAAGAAGGGUGGUGGUAAAGAAGGCGUCGAUUGGAGGUACAAGGUGUACGAGGGGGAAGGUCAUGGAUUUAGGAAGGCUGAGAAUGUCAAGGAUUCACUCGAGGAGGAGCUGCGUUGGUGGCAGACACGGUGUUUGCGUCGCUAA